Molecule: messenger RNA, 1920 nt
Organism: Pseudocercospora fijiensis CIRAD86
Lineage: Eukaryota; Fungi; Ascomycota; Dothideomycetes; Mycosphaerellales; Mycosphaerellaceae
Exons: 8
Coding region: 1-1920 (639 amino acids)
Source: RefSeq, a predicted model, not a curated record
AUGCAGACUGCAGUGCCUUCUUGUUUUCACUCGUCUUCCAGGAGCCCCACGAGCGAAUGUCUAGCCAAGAACGCAGGCUCAGUCGCCAGCCUGCCGGCGGACAGAAUCCCAGGGCGUGUGUUCGGUUUCCGCUCCAUUUCUCUCCCUCUCUCCUUUUCUUUGCCCGUCCUCUGCACCUCAAUCUCCACCGACUUUCCUCCAAUUGCCGCAACGAUGGCUCUGAGUGACCGCACACCUCCCACAGGCGCGCAAACGAAUAGUCAGCCCAAGUCCACGCCGCAAGAACUGGCCAAGCCCACUUCCAGGAAGCAGAAAGACUGGCCACAGGCAUACUCCAGUGAUCACAUUCUUCAGUCUUACGCCAACAAAAUGCAGACAUCGAAGGGCUGGCAGCUGUGCUUGUUUCCUGGAGCUCACGGGCAUAAAUGCAGCGUGCAGAACUUUGCGCAGGUCGGUCGAGUGUUUCAGCAAGAUGUGCACAAACUCUCUGCCCAAAUCCAGGCAAGAGAUUCGCGAGCAGUGAUUGAUACCAUUCAAGGCAUGGUUUCGCACACUCGAAGAAUCACAGCCCAGACGGCUCCAAAUUUGCGCUGCACAGGAUUUGCAUUGAGCUUGGCUUGGAUGUCUCACGUAAGUCUUGAGAACAUUCAUUCAUGCGGUCUUCGCUUACUGACUCGCUCGACAGUUGAGCUCUUCCGGGACUAUGUCGACGCCGAGCCUUCGGUAACAGCUGUUGCUGAGCACAUUGCAGGAACAUCUGGCGAGCUUGGGGCAACUCGUGCGCUGGUGGAUGACGGCGAGUCCUUUGAUGGCGGAGCAACAGUUAAUGUGCCCUCGCGAGGCAUGAAGCGGGCUCGCGUUCAUGACGCUGAUGACACUGAGGCCCAUUCCGAACGCCCAUCUCAGGUUGCGAAAAUCACGCCAGCAAUGCUAGCAGAAGACAUCUCAGGGCGAUCAAUCAAGAAGGCGAAGCCAAGCAAGACCUCCGGCACGAAGGAAGCGCCUUCGAAGCUGAUCGACCUUCCCACAACAUUCCCUUCUGGCUUCCAAGAUGACGAAUGCUUGCUGUGCCGUGGAACGUGGUCCUCGCACGAGACAACAUGCAUCUUUUAUCAUGGAGAUGACAUUCAUGCUUUGCCAACGAUGACCUCAUCCGCAACCGCUGAUCAAGCACGCGGCUUCGUGACUGCUGGAGCUGCUGCCGAAGAGCAGUAUCUUCCACCCGAGCAAUUCGGCGAUCCAGCUCCCUGUGGUGGCACUUCAGCUCCGCCAUUUACAACUCCUUCGGCCUGCUUGGAUCCGCUCGGCCUUGAUGGCGGACCUCCCGCUGAGCAAUUCCCUCAAUUUGGCCCAUUCAACGGUCCGCCUGCGGGCUAUAGUCACGCUGCCCGUCCAGAAGUUGCAACUCCAUCGAUCGCUUCUGACCAAGCUGACGUUGGCCAGCUCGCAGCUGCCACUCCACCAGUCGACAACAAGGAUGUAUGGAAUCUUGACUGGGAUGCGCUGGACCAAUACAACUCUUCCCACAUCGCUAUGCUUCCGGACCAGGCCAGCCUUCAUGAAACAUUGCGACCCAGCGUUGUCGGCGGCUUGGAGUCUUCCAGAGACGUGUUCGGGCAGGAGGAUCUCGGCGCGCUGGGCCAAGAGAAACCGGGGGAGAUUCGAUCGUGGAUCCCACUCGACUUGCUUGAGGACCUCGGCGGUCUUGAUAUUGGAAGAAGAAUGAAUGCAUGCCAUGGACGACGGAGACGAUUGCAUGCUUUUGAACGAUGGGAAAAUGCAUUGACGACAGUAACGACUGCCACGACGGAUAGAAACGGCUUCAAAAUCAACCUUGGAACGAUCAACGACAGCAAUGACAUGAACGAGCAGAACUUGCACUGGAGACCAGAUAGGCCUGUGCGCAAAGACAACUCCUAA